Messenger RNA from Umbelopsis ramanniana AG, 1626 nucleotides. RefSeq lists its product as uncharacterized. The record is from RefSeq and is a predicted model, not a curated record. NCBI's taxonomy places the organism in Eukaryota, Fungi, Mucoromycota, Umbelopsidomycetes, Umbelopsidales, Umbelopsidaceae. The coding region runs from base 174 to 1250 and encodes 358 amino acids. The transcript has 4 exons.
AGGUAAUUGUCCCGCGACUGCAUUUCGAACCGUCCUUUGGCAGUACCAGCGACGAGUACCGACAAUCAUCGUCAUUAAAGUGCCUGUACUUUAAUCUGAACCUUUUUGACUGACAUUUUAUGCUAUACCUCAUUGUGCUUUAAUUCAGCAUUACAGCCCUUCCUCAACUUGUAAUGUCCUACCCAAUGCUUACCAAACAAGAAGAAGAGGCGCUCACGACAUCAGCGCAAGCUACUGCUCAGUACGUCGCUGACCUCUCUGAACUUCCUGCUGUUCAGCAACAGAACCAAAAUGAUACUCAAGUCCCCACUAGUAAUGUUGCACAAUUGGACUUGCCUCAAGAUUACCAAGCCCAUUUCAGCGCUGCUCAGGCACAAGCCGUCGCCCAAGCGGCAGCAGCGGCCAUGACCCAGGCGAAUAACGGAAACUAUCCAGUUGACUUUACGUCUGCUACUUCGGCGGGCAUGGAUUCACAAGCAUCUCAGCAACAAGUCUCCAAUGACAUGUACAGAAAGUCUUUAAUCAGUGAGAAGGUGAGGGCUGAGAACCGAGAGAGAAAGAAGAGAUGGCGCGAACAAAAUGAGGAUAGAAACAAGGACAAUGAUUUACGUUGUCGUGUCAACAAACGCGCCAUUCGAUUGUUCGGUGCGGGAGAUAGUGAACACAAGCGAAGCUGGAUCGAAAGAGAAUUUGUAAAGAGACAAGCAAAGAGAAAGGACAAGGAAAUUCGCAAACAUGCUGUGAACGGAGCUAUCAACAAUGACGGCUCAGUGGGUGGCAGUCCUGGUGCGGAUCAGUUACAAUCCUCAGCGCAGUCCAAUGACCUUGCUCAAUUACAAAAUUCUUCCUAUUAUAACAUGGGAGCUGGUAAUAUGGCUCCCCUAUCUCCCAACACCACUGCAAAGCUGUUAAAUAGCAACCUGCAAGAAGCCAUCAAAGCACAACAAGAAACUAGUCAAUUGACAUCAGCACAGUUGCUUGAAAAGUUAUUGCAGCAAGCUCCUGCUCCACAGCUUGAAGGUUCACAAAUGCAGUCAUUCAGCAACGAACAAGCUACCGGCGACUCAGCAACAGGCAACGAGCUUGGUGAUGGUAAUCCAUCUGUGUCCGAGGCUUCUUCUACGCCAACAACGUCGGCGUCUCAUGUAGCAAACGCACCAAACGGAGGAGCUCCAGCUAACCAAAAUGGUGAUUACCCAAUGGAGGCGGUUCUUACUCUGAUGCAAUUGAAUGCAGGUUGGCGGCAAUGAUCUCUUAUCCGAAAGCUCCCUAUACAUUUCAUUGAAUUGAAAGUAUGCUUGCACGAGGAGCCAAGUCAUGUACAAGAUACCUCAUUCUUUUGCCUCUCACAUAGAAUAUUGAACCAAGUCGUCCAAUUUCACAGCAUCUGAAUCUCAACAAGACGAUGUUUGUUUCUUCUGUUACUUUUUUUUUUUUUCCCCCUUUCUUUCACUUUUAUCAUAACAGCAUUUUUUUUUUCUUUCUCUCUCUUUUGACACUCACCACAUCUAAUUCGGUCGCAGUACUUCUCAUAUUUUUAUUUUCGAAAAUGAAUUUUACCUGCCUGCACCCGAGUAACAAAUAAGAAUAGGAAAACUAAAAAUUUGACGUGUGAUAAGAGACGUA